Molecule: messenger RNA, 1152 nt
Organism: Paracoccidioides lutzii Pb01
Exons: 1
Coding region: 1-1152 (383 amino acids)
Source: RefSeq, a predicted model, not a curated record
AUGACCGCCCUUCUAGGGCGGGGGGUUUGUUUGAUUCCUCGCUCAGUCUUAACACAACGACAUCGAGAACACCAGUACAUUUCACCACAUGUUGAAAUGCAGGGACAACAAUUGGAUACGAUAGCUGAACAUGAACGCAUUAAUCCAGAAUACGCUGUGCUGUUUGCCCCUCCGGAAUCAAUAGAGGAUCGAGCUGGGGGUGUCGAGUCAACUGCCGCAACUGAUAAGUUAAUAAACCCGGGAAUUCCAUCUCGCAAUGGCAUACGACGCGUACUUGGUGAUCUAGAAACAUGCGCCGAAGAUCUCCUGAUCUUCGUCUCGAGUUCGGACUCAGAACAGCGUGUUCUGAUUUCCAGGUCGAAGUUACGGUCAUGCAGAGAGGCAAUAUUUUCGAUUAUCCGAUGGUUCGAAACGCAACGCAAAGAUAUACGCAUCUCGCACGGAAAGAAUCCUUAUUCACCGAACAGCAAUCUGGAAGAUGGCUCUCCAGCAGGAACACCGGAUAACGGGGUAGGUCCCCGCAACAAACGAGCGGCAAUCGGCAUUUCAGAGCAGCAGCAACUCUGUGAGGCAAACGUUUGCCGCUCCGUCAAAUCCUCACAAGCAUGUGCCAAAGCCAGAAGCAUGACAAGGGAAGAGAUAAAACUAUGCAGCAUGUGUAGACCACGAAACGAGGGACUCAUCAGAAAACACUGUGCGAAACAACACCAACCGCAACAGAAUGUCCUCUACAUUCUUCUGGCAUUACUCGCUGCGCUAUCUGGAGCUGCAGGAGUAUUUGUGCUUAUUCGCAAAGCAAAAGGGCAGCGGAGCGAACUUAGACCAGGUCCCUGUCCCUCAUUCAACAGCCAACAGGGAAUUCUGAGACAGGGCGUCAUCACGGGUAUCCAAAGAUCAAGAAGCUUAAUUGGUAUGCCUGACGUGGAAAAGAACCCUGGGAUAGGAAGUAACAGACCCCAACUACAAACCCGGUCAUUACAUGGCUCCCAGAGGGGUAUAACAGAUGCUGAAAUGCAAAUGUACAAUCAUGAAGGCCAGGGUUCUCGCCAGUUAGCCCAUAGCGAUUCGUUGAAACUUCGAGGAGGGACAGGGAAGAAAAGACCAACAACACCAACCGCUUGUAUCCAGACACAGACGCUUCAUAGUUUUUGA